Messenger RNA from Ruditapes philippinarum (Manila clam), 941 nucleotides. RefSeq names its product potassium channel subfamily K member 2-like. Gene Ontology annotation, biological process: potassium ion transmembrane transport; stabilization of membrane potential. Gene Ontology annotation, cellular component: membrane. NCBI's taxonomy places the organism in Eukaryota, Metazoa, Mollusca, Bivalvia, Venerida, Veneridae. The record is from RefSeq and is a predicted model, not a curated record. The coding region runs from base 66 to 563 and encodes 165 amino acids. The transcript has 3 exons. Gene Ontology annotation, molecular function: potassium ion leak channel activity.
UUUCAGGUUAUGGUCACAUAGCUCCAUCAACACAACAAGGUAGAAUAUUUUGUAUCUUCUAUGCAAUGAUUGGUAUACCACUUGUCGGUGUGUUCCUGGCGGCCAUAGGACAAACGUUAUCCAUACCAUUGAAGAAAUUUCGGAAACGAUCGAAAUCAAAAUGGCAACGUGUGCUGAAGACUGUUAUUAUAUCAAUUGUUGGAUGUUGUGUACUUGUGCUCCUGCCAGCUUAUGGCUUCCACAGAGCUGAAGAAUGGUCAUUGUAUGAAUCUAUUUAUUACGCUGUUAUAACAUUAACCACUGUAGGGUUCGGAGACUAUGUUGUAGGUCAGACUAAAGACUCAUACGCAGUGUGGUACCGGAUGGUCACAUUAGUGUGGAUAUUUGUUGGUUUAUCAUGGUUUGCAGUUAUAUUGUCAGAUAUAGGAGAUUAUUUCACAGAUAAAGUGAAAGAAAAUGAGCAGUCUAUUCGAAGGAGGAAACCUCAAGAGGUAGAUACAAUCAGAUCUAGGAAAAGUUCGCGUAGUAAUGGACAAUAUAAUAGUGCCUUCUCACAAAUCUGACAGCGUUUGUGUUACUAAAGACUAUACAAAAUAUAUAGACAAAGUGGUCACUUCAAACGUAGUGUCGUCUGCUGCAGUGACUUUUAACGUCAUAUUAGCCGCGUCACGACAAAACCAACAUAAUGGGUUUGCGACCACCAUGGAUCCAGACCAGCCUGCGCAUCCGCGCAGUCUGAUCAGGAUCCAUGAUGUUCGCUAUCAGUUUCUCUGCUUGUAAUAGGGUUUGUAAGCGAACAGCAUGGAUCCUGAUCAGACUGCGCGGACGCGCUGGCUGGUCUGGAUCCAUGCUGGUCGGAAACCCAUUAUGUUGGUUUUGUCGUGACGCGGCUCAAAAAUUAUAUGCAAUGCAGCGAGGGAAGUACCUCACAGUGAUCGAGU